Molecule: messenger RNA, 1442 nt
Organism: Strigops habroptila (Kakapo)
Lineage: Eukaryota; Metazoa; Chordata; Aves; Psittaciformes; Psittacidae
Gene: POLR3GL
Product: RNA polymerase III subunit G like
Exons: 9
Coding region: 364-1014 (216 amino acids)
Biological process (GO): transcription by RNA polymerase III
Cellular component (GO): RNA polymerase III complex
Source: RefSeq, a predicted model, not a curated record
GGGGCCCCGCGUCCCCUCCGGGCCCGGCGCCACCAGCCCCCAGGGCUCCGAGUUGAGGCGCUUCAGCGGCCGCCCGCGGGAGCGCGGGGGCUCCGCGCUGGCGGUGGCCGGGGCCGGCGGCGGCGGCGGCGGGAAGCAGAAGACAUCCCUCUCCUCCUCCUUCUCGCUGCCCGCCGGGGACGCGGCCGUGCGCAGCUCGAUGUCGGACGGUGACAUGCACAGCGCCGGGGAGCGCUUCUCCUCCAGCCCCGGCGACGGCGGCGAGUUGAGCGCGGCCCUUUAGUAACGUCGCGGAGCUAUAGCGGCCUCGGACACACGUGGAGCGGCUGCGCAUGCGCGGGCGCCCCCCGCGCCCCCCCAGCCAUGGCGGGCCGGGGCCGGGGCCGGGGCCGGGGGCAGAUGACGUUCAACGUGGAGGCCGUUGGCAUCGGGAAGGGGGAGGCGCUGCCCCCCCCCACGCUCCAGCCCUCCCCGCUCUUCCCGCCCCUGGAGCACCGCGCGGCCCCAUUGCCGGGGGGCGAGGAGGGCGAGUACAUGCUGGCGCUCAAGCAGGAGCUGAGGGGGGCCAUGAAGAACCUCCCCUACUUCGUCAAGCCCGGGGCUCCCCGGAGAGACAUCGAGCGCUACUCGGACAAGUACCAGAUCUCCAGCCCCGUUGACAGCGCCAUUGACUGGAACCCAGACUGGAGGCGGCUGCCGCGGGAGCUGAAGAUCCGGGUGCGACGGCUGCGGAAGAGCCGAACCACCAUCCUCAUUCCCAAGUGCAAGCAGCGGGUGGCGCUCGACAAGGAGGAGACCAUUAAGAAGCUGGAGAGUCUAGAGAAGAAGGAGGAGGAGGUGACAUCGGAGGAGGAAGAGGAGAAGGAAGAGGAGGAGGAAGGGAAGGAAGAGGAGGAAGAGGAGUACGAUGAGGAGGAGCAUGAAGAGGAGACCGACUACAUCAUGUCCUACUUUGAUAACGGGGAGGACUUUGGUGCUGACAGCGAUGACAACAUGGACGAGGCCGUCUACUGACCCCCCCCAGGACAUUGGGGUCCCCUGUCACCCCCCCCCCAGGACAUUGGGGUCCCCUGUCACCCCCUCACAGGACAUUGGGGUCUCCUGUCACCCCCCCUCACCACCGCCUCCAGCCGCCAGGGGGCACUCGUGCUCCAGGGAUGGAGGUGGGGCGUCACAGCCGCGUGGUGGCAGCUCAUGGCGGGGGAGGACGGGACACGGGGCCUCCCCAUUUUGGGGGGGGAGGGUCCCGAACCCCUGCAGCCCCCCCGGCCUUGUCCCCAAGCUGGUGACGGGUGGGAUUGUCCCCUUUGGAAGUGGUUUUAGAGAUGAGGGGGGUCCCCCCAACCUCCCCCCCCCCGUAUCCCCCCCUCCUUUUGAAGCAGCUUUUUAAUAUUUGUGAUUUUUUUAAACUCAUUUUGGGUGGAUUAAAGUGAAUUUCUCUA